CAAACAACAUUCAUCAUGAGUGGGAGAAUUCUUCUUUUGGGAUUUCUACUCAUCUGUGUGGUUGCAGAGACGGCGGCAUACCCGAAAAAGAUUUUUCAGCCACACUGCCCUAUUACAGACCAGCCAUUUUCUUGCACUGCAGUUUACAUGCCAGUGUGCGGUACUGAUGGGAACACUUACUCCAACGAAUGUGCCCUCUGUGCUCACAUCCAGAUGACCAAGAUGCUCAUCUCGAUUGCCUACAAUGGAGCUUGCCUAUCUGAUGUGAAAGGAUAAAUAAAGCUAAUCUGAGCUGAGCUGAGUUCAGGUGCCCAGCAAGUUGAUGUUACACAGUGGAAAUGUGUCAGUC
Molecule: messenger RNA, 349 nt
Organism: Corythoichthys intestinalis (scribbled pipefish)
Lineage: Eukaryota; Metazoa; Chordata; Actinopteri; Syngnathiformes; Syngnathidae
Product: chymotrypsin inhibitor-like
Exons: 4
Coding region: 16-276 (86 amino acids)
Molecular function (GO): serine-type endopeptidase inhibitor activity; protein binding
Source: RefSeq, a predicted model, not a curated record